This is a messenger RNA of Girardinichthys multiradiatus, 1277 nucleotides long. RefSeq names its product interleukin 22 receptor, alpha 2 (gene il22ra2). Gene Ontology annotation, molecular function: protein binding. Lineage: Eukaryota; Metazoa; Chordata; Actinopteri; Cyprinodontiformes; Goodeidae. The record is from RefSeq and is a predicted model, not a curated record. The coding region runs from base 73 to 729 and encodes 218 amino acids. The transcript has 6 exons.
CGUUAAAGGUGAGUCGCCUACAGCAUAUACAUGGAUUCUUGUUAGUGUUGGUCCACAGACUGCAUCAACACCAUGGCUUGCCUGCUGCUUGGAGCUGUGCUGCUGGGGAAACUGGCCCUCUGUGUCACAGCUCAAGAGAUGCUGGCUCCACCUGGCCAGGUGAGGUUUGAGUCUACAGACUUCAGAAACAUCCUCCGCUGGGCGGCGCCCACCAACAGCUGCUCCCUGCAGUAUAACAUCCAGUAUAAGAUUUAUGGCGAUAUCGACUGGCUUAAUGUUAGUGGCUGUCAGGGUAUCCAGAAGCACCAGUGUGACCUCAGCAGCGUCACCUCCGACACCAGAGAGUGGUACUACGCCCGGGCGCGAGCUUCGUCUGUGCUCUCCAGCAGCAAAUCAGCCUGGGCCAUGUCCCGCAGAUUCAGCCCCCGCUGGGACACCAAAAUCAGUCCUCCUGCAGUGAAGCUGAGCUCCUCCAAACAAGGCAUCGUGGUCCAAGUAAAGCCCCCCCGAGUGCUGGUCCGCAAGACACACAUCAGUGUGGACUACAACAUCUACGUCAUUCACGCCAAUGAAAAGGAGGAGGUGUACAAGUUCGCCUACUGCUCUCACAAGCUGACUCUGACAGAACUGAAGCCUAAAACCCACUACUGCAUCCAGGCACAGACCGUCAUCCCCCGGCACAUGAGGAGCAGUGAUCGUAGCUCUGCAAAGUGCAUCACGACAGCCUGAUCACACAGGUAUGAACACAGACGCAAGUUGAUUCGAGCCGUCUCAUCACCGCAGCUUUAAUCCUCAUCCCUACCUCGACGGCUGCGAUUCAUUAAAUCUCCAGAGGAGCAUUUUGUUUAAAGUCUGUUGUGUAACUUGAAACUUAGUUUGAUAUACUUUUACAUAUUCUAAAUUCAGAUUUUUGAGCAUCUUCUGCUCAGAAUGACAAAAGUUUGUUCUUUUAUUUUCUUGGUUUUUUGAAAAGUAAAGCAUUAAGACUUAUCUUUUAAAGUAUUUAUACACAAGUUUGUUUUAAUACAUUUUGCGUAAACUUUUUUGAACGUUUGUGUAGCUCAGCAUUAAUAAACCGACACUUGAACUCAAAACAUAUUUAUCAACCUCUUCUGCAUCCUAGCACCCACUCAGCAUUAAGGAAUGUUUCUAAUGUUUUGCUAACAACCUUUGGUGUAGUAAAAAUUACCAGAGCUUCUGUUUGAGGUAAAAACACCUGGUGAUGAUUGUUUGUGUUGCCUUGAUCAUAAAAGGAUAAAUUUCCUCUUUUGAAAGCC